AUGGCUGGUGUGAAGCUGUCCCUUUUUCUCCUCUUCCUCGUUGCGUUUGAGCCGCGUCAGGCUGGUCUGUCCUGUGCUGGCGUGUGUGAGAUAAAGCGCACUGGGUUCUGCCCUGGUCUGGGUGGGAUCUCUUUAAGGGGCAGUUUGCCUUGUGCCACGUGCAACACGACCGGCCAGGCCGAUGAGAAUCCGCUCGGGUGUCUCCCAGGCGAUAUGAAGAAGCUGCAAGUGGCGGGGCACUCCGACAGAAGCGGCGAGCUGAAAACACUGCCCCGCCUCGGCCAACUCCGCAAUCUGAUCCUCGGGCCUGGAAGCAUCCGUAAAACUGGAAGAGGAGCAUUCGCACCCGUGCCCAACAUUCUGGCACUAUCCAUGGAAAAGAAUGCCAUCAAAGCGGUUGGAAGCUGGUUUGGCGAGAUCGCCAAGCUAGAACGUCUCACGCUGUCAAGGAAUGAAAUCGAAGAAAUCAAGGAGAAUGCUUUCCAGCCCCUGAGACGGCUGGAGUAUCUCGACCUGAGGCACAACCGGCUUCGUGCUGUGGAAGAAUCCCACUUCUCAAGCCUGACCGGCCUCGUGUAUCUGCACCUCAGCUACAACAACAUCUCGCACAUCGCUGGGAGGGCAUUCGGCCGUCUUUCUAGGCUAAGCUCGCUCACUCUGGAUCACAACAAGAUAUCGUUCCUCAGCACCGGAUGGCUGCAGGGGUUAUCCGCUAAGAAUAUCCGCCUAAACAACAAUCCCUUCCGUUGCACCUGUGCGCUGGGCAGAGCGUCAGCGUCCCUCUUCGGCGACCGCCGCGACAAAAUGCGAUGCAGCUACCCGCCUAGCCUCUUGAGGAGAAAGAUAGCCGACGUUCCUAGGAGAGAGAUGCCGUGCCCGCCACCCACAGCCAAGGUGUCACGCCGAGACCGCGGAACCACUCUAGUGUGUGAGGUCUUCUGGGAGAAGCGACCAGAGAUCAGGUGGAUGGAUCCAGGAGGGAGGACCGUUGGAGACCGACAGGCACAAGACCAAUGUGGCGGCACCGUGACUACACGCCUGGAGCACGACUACCCCACCACCCAGUCCCCCGAAGGAGGACAAGUGCUCCCAACAGACGCCCCCAGCCUACCCUACAUCGGCAGGUCCACCUUCACCCUCCACAUGAAUCCGCAAGCCUACGGGUGCUGGACGAGGGGCAGUUACCGGUGCGUCGUGAAGUCUGCAACAACAGGCAGCGUCGUUGCAAACCUAUCGCUGAUCAAGUCGAGCGAACAAGACCCGAGGGACGACCACACCGUGACGACAGCGGCCGCCUACACCUCAACACCUGCCCAGCGGAACGCAAGGAUGACGGAAAGGGUCGCCAAAACCCCGGACAAGAACCCCCGGCAGGAUGGCAUUACUCCGGCAGCUGAAGCAGGAAGCAUGGGCCGAGCCAAGACCAAGAAACCCCGGCAGGAUAGCAUGACUCCGGCAGCUGAUAAGGCAAAACGUCGCACCGUGAUGGCAGCCGUCUUCACCACCAAGCCUACCCGGCAGAACGGGAGGGUUACAGGAGGCAUGGGCAAAGCAUUUACGGACAAGAACGGACAGAAAGAUCGCACCAUUCCAUCAGAUGACAAGCCAUUGAAUAUCGUGAUGCUGGUAUUUGUCUCCGUAAUAGGCACUUUCGUCACUGUGGGAGUUGCGGACAGGGUGUUGGCCCGUUUCAAGAAGUGGUACGAGAAGCGACAAGAGCAGCGGCAAAACGCACACGGCUACGCCGCAGGCGCGAUCGGAGGCAUACCGCUGCAGAACCUCCAGCCACCGGCCGCAGCCCCCUCGUCUGGAAACCCUGCUGUACCUCCUCAACACGCGCAAGAUGACAUCCCGGACGACGCAUCCAUUACUCCGUAUGCGGAAACGUCGCGUCUGGAAAACCCCAUGUAUGGCGCAGACGUGACGGGGCCUAGAGGUGCGACAUCGGCGUCCCCAGACCCUCGUCCCGGACCCAACCGGCCCGCCAACUCCAAGGCCACGUCACAGCCAGGGGGCUCGGGCACAACUUGGGCCCCAGUUCCACCUCCGCGGUCCGACAUGCAAGACAACGCCGCCAGCGACUCUCACUACUACCCACCAGCCGGCGCGGACACGACUCGUGCACGGGACGUUCCGGCGCCGCUGCCCCGGACCAACAGGCACGUCAACUCUAACGUGUCGGCACAACCACGAAGACUGGCAGAGAGGAUCCCGGACCCACUUCCAAGGACCCACACCUACAUCAACUCUAACGUCUCGGUGCGACCGAAACGCAUGGGAAUGGCUUCAAAGUCACGACACCACGACAACCUUGGGGCUUCCUACGACCCGCAAGGCUUGAGGAUGGACGAAGAAGAGAAAGUCGAAGGUCCCAACCUGUACCUUGACCUGAACGGCCCACCACGCCACUCUGACUCGCAGAUGGCUCAACCAGAAGACGUCCCGCCCCCGCUUCCCCGGACCAACAGAUACGUCAACUCUAACGUCGCAGCUGCACGACCGAAAAGUUUGGGGACUGGCUACUGUGCGAAGAAACCGAAGUGCCUCCUACGACAACCGCAGGGCCUUCCAUGUCAGCCGCAGGGCCUCUUACGACAACCUACGUAGGUCCUCCUACGACAAUCGUGGUGCCUCCUACGACAAGCGUGGGGACUCCUACGACACCCAUGGAACCUCCUGCGACCCACAAGGCUUGAGGAUGGACGAAGAAGAAAACGUCGAAGGUCACAACCUGUACCUUGACCUGAACGGCCCACCAUACCACUCUAGAUCUGGCUCGGAGAUACCUGAAGCAGAAGACGUCCCUGACCCUCUCCCAAGGACCAACAGAUACGUCAACUCUAACGUCGCAGCACAACUGCGACGCUCCCAGAUGCCAACACAAAUGCGACCAACCGGACCCUCUUCGCACUCCCAAGGC
Messenger RNA from Branchiostoma belcheri (Belcher's lancelet), 2920 nucleotides. RefSeq lists its product as uncharacterized. Lineage: Eukaryota; Metazoa; Chordata; Leptocardii; Amphioxiformes; Branchiostomatidae. The record is from RefSeq and is a predicted model, not a curated record. Gene Ontology annotation, molecular function: protein binding.